AUGGCUCGUACCAAACAAACGCACCCCAGGGCGCAGCCGUCGACGACAGAGAAGAGAAAAGCGCCGCCCGCUGAUGCAGCAGCCGGCACUCCCACCCGCUCUACACGGAAAGGUGCCAAAAAAGUCAACCCCGAGGAAGUCGCAGCGCUUCAAAAGGCCUUGAAGGAAGCUGAGGAGAAGCUUGAGCAAGCUCAGGAGGCGCGGAACAAGAUUGCCGCGAAGUUGGAGGCGCUUGGCCAGGUUGUUGUAGUCAAGCCCUGGACGGUCGAUCAUUUGGAAACUGAUUGGGCGUCGAGCUUGGACGAUUUCCGACAGACCUACGGUGAAUUUGGCGAGUACGAGGACGAGCUCGACGACGACGAUGACGCUAAAAGGUGGAUCAUCCGACUCCUGAAGAUGCACGAUGCAAUCCAAGGAGAAUUCCCUUCCGAUGGGACUGGUUACAUUGACGAAGAUGGUCAAUGGGUAGACUUCGAAGCGACAGACCAAGACCUGGAGGAGUUUGAAUGGGUCGAUGCUGACCCGCUCUGGUGA
Molecule: messenger RNA, 534 nt
Organism: Trichosporon asahii var. asahii CBS 2479
Lineage: Eukaryota; Fungi; Basidiomycota; Tremellomycetes; Trichosporonales; Trichosporonaceae
Exons: 2
Coding region: 1-534 (177 amino acids)
Source: RefSeq, a predicted model, not a curated record